Molecule: messenger RNA, 876 nt
Organism: Pyricularia grisea
Lineage: Eukaryota; Fungi; Ascomycota; Sordariomycetes; Magnaporthales; Pyriculariaceae
Exons: 4
Coding region: 1-876 (291 amino acids)
Biological process (GO): fatty acid biosynthetic process; secondary metabolite biosynthetic process
Molecular function (GO): fatty acid synthase activity
Source: RefSeq, a predicted model, not a curated record
AUGCUUCCUAACUUCAGGAAAGGAACCGGUACACCAACUGGAAACCUCUUGGAAGUCACCGCAGCAGCGCGAGUUUGGGGAGAUCGCGGAGGGAUCCUGAUCAGAGCAGUGAAGCCCAACGUUGGUCACUCAGGAGGUGCUGCGGGUCUCACCCGUGUUAUCAAGUCUGCGCUGGUGCUUGAAAACAAGGUAAUUCCACCAAACAUCCAUUGCGGCACCCUGAACCCCAAGAACUACCCACGCGAGGUGGACGUCGAGACCUGGUACCGCCGCGCGCAGGCUCUGGGCAUUGAGUGGAAGACGGCCUUCCAGGGCCUAGACAUCAUCACGGCCUGGACGGUGGCGUCUGAGGAGCUGCCACUGCUUGCGGUGCACCAGGAGCAAGACAUGCACAUGCGCAUCAACGGAUCUGUCGUCAUUGUAGAGAAUGAAGACGCCGCCACCGUCAAGCGCGGCCGGAGAGUUCCUGCCCGUGCCGCCAUGUUCCGGGACGACGGCGUUCCUAUCGCGGAUAUGGACGGCCUGGAUUUUGUUGACUUGCCGGUCGCUAGCAAGAGGGAUACGGACGUGAAACUCAAGGACAGUAGUCUACUAUUGGGAUCUCGCUUUACUCACGACGGCACAAAAAUGGCUCUCGAUGCCCUUCGCCCAUCAGAGGAUGUGCGUUAUUACUGGAACUAUACAUUGGCGAUGGCUACCGACAACGCGCCUCCAAACUAUGAUGCGUCCCUUCUCCAGUCCGUUCCAGUGGCUGGAGAGAUCUCGGUCGUGGCCCUGAAUGAGGUGUCCCUGAGCGGGCCCGUGAAUCUCGUGAUAGUCCCGUUCAAGGUUCUGACAUCAGACAACUUUAUAAAUUACGGCCCAGACUGGGGUUAA